Messenger RNA from Sorex fumeus (smoky shrew), 2136 nucleotides. It is a transcript of the gene EOGT, whose product is annotated as EGF domain specific O-linked N-acetylglucosamine transferase. NCBI's taxonomy places the organism in Eukaryota, Metazoa, Chordata, Mammalia, Eulipotyphla, Soricidae. The record is from RefSeq and is a predicted model, not a curated record. The transcript is spliced from 17 exons. Gene Ontology annotation, molecular function: protein N-acetylglucosaminyltransferase activity. Gene Ontology annotation, cellular component: endoplasmic reticulum lumen. The coding region runs from base 147 to 1730 and encodes 527 amino acids.
GGCGGCCCGGAGCGGCCGCCUCCCCGCCCCUCGUCGUCGUCCUCCGGCUCGGGAGCCCCGGAUCGCCCGGCUGCAGGUUUUAGAUGCCUGAAUCAUUGCAACAGCUUCUGGGUGGUUUUGAAGAUUAAAGAGGUUCGGAAGUUGCUAUGUUAAUGCUGUUUGUUUUUGGAGUCCUGCUUCAUGAAGUCCCACUGAGUGGUCAAGAUGAGUAUCCUCCCAUUGCCAAGGGCAGUGCAGAUGCCCCGCUCUUUGACUACCCCAGCAUCCACUUGCCAGAAGAACACAUCCCCUACUUUUUGCACAAUAAUGGGCACAUUGCCGCGGUCUGUAAGAAAGAUGCACAGUGUCCAUAUAAGAAACACUUAGAGAAUUUAAACUACUGCUGGGGUUAUGAAAAAUCCUGCCAACCAGAGUUCAGAUUUGGUUACCCUGUUUGCAACUACGUGGACAUGGGAUGGACGGACACCCUGGAGUCGGCCCAGGAUAUCUUCUGGAGACAGGCUGACUUUGGCUACGCUGGCGAGCGGCUGGAGGAGCUGCAUUCACUUUGCCACCCCAAGGAAACGAGUGACUCAAGUCUGGAAUGUUCCCGUUUUCUCCAGUAUUGCAGAGCAACCCAUCUUUACCUUGACUUAAGAAACGUCAAGAGAAACCAUGACAGAUUUAAGGAAGGCUUCUUCCAGAGCGGGGAGAUUGGAGGACACUGUACACUGGACAGUCAUACAUUGAUGUCUGAAGGUCAGCGUAAAAGCCCACUGCAGUCUUGGUUUGCUGAACUACAAAGCUAUACUCAGCUCAACUUCAGACCUAUAGAAGAUGCUAGAUGUGACCUGGUUAUUGAAAAACCAACUUACUUUAUGAAAUUGGACGCCGGUGUUAACAUGUAUCACCACUUCUGUGACUUUAUUAAUCUUUAUAUUACUCAACAUGUUAAUAAUUCAUUCAGUACCGACGUGUACAUCGUGAUGUGGGACACUAGCUCCUAUGGAUAUGGGGACCUGUUCUCAGACACGUGGAAAGCAUUUACAGAUUAUGAUGUUAUUCAUCUGAAGACUUAUGAUUCCAAACGGGUAUGCUUUAAGGAAGCUAUUUUUUCAUUACUCCCACGAAUGAGAUACGGACUGUUCUAUAACACUCCUUUGAUAUCUGGCUGUCAGAACACUGGAUUAUUCAGGGCAUUUUCCCAGCAUGUCCUACACAGACUGAACAUCACACAGGAGGGACCCAUGGAUGGAAAAAUUCGAGUUACUAUUCUUGCAAGGAGUACCGAAUACCGGAAAAUAUUAAACCAAAAUGAGCUUGUAAAUGCACUGAAAACAGUAUCUAUAUUUGAAGUCCAGAUUGUGGAUUACAAAUAUAAGGAACUCGGCUUUUUGGAUCAGCUCCGGAUCACUCAUAACACGGACGUAUUUAUUGGGAUGCAUGGAGCAGGCCUUACCCACCUACUUUUCCUCCCCGACUGGGCCGCUGUGUUUGAACUGUACAACUGUGAAGACGAGCGCUGUUACUUGGACCUGGCCAGGUUGAGAGGCGUCCACUACAUCACCUGGCGAAGGCAGAACAAAGUCUUUCCUCAAGACAAGGGCCACCACCCGACUCUGGGGGAGCACCCAAAGUUUACCAACUACUCUUUCGAUGUAGAAGAAUUUAUGUACCUGGUCCUUCAGGCUGCAGAAUAUGUGUCACAACAUCCAAAAUGGCCAUUUAAGAAAAAACAUGAUGAGCUGUAAAUACGGGAGCGUUUAAAGGUUUCACUACCCAGACCCACAGUUAAAUCAGCAAAGCAGCCUACUUUUUCUUAGUCCCCUAAUGACCUUUUGUGUAUCCAAAAAUGCCUUCGGGAUAUUACUUGUAUUGCAUAAUCUUUAACAGUUUUCAUGUCAUUGCUAUUUCUACUAAUUUUGCACUGAAAACUCUUAUCUUUUAUAGUUGAAAAUAGGGCAUGGGUUCGCUGGAGUAACAGGGUUUCUUAGGGAUGCAAAAGUUUUCAACUUUCUUAGUGUUAGGAUUUGUAAGUGUUUUUUAGGGUACUAGGGAUUGUAAUUCCAGAGGCUUCCCAAUGUGUUUACGAUAUAUUUGAGCAAACACACAAUUAGCUUGUAAUGUUUGUCAAAACCUCUUCAUACAGGAAAGACA